GGUGCACCUGAUCUCUGAGCUGGACGUCUGAAGUGAUGAUCACAAACAUGAUUGUGUUGCUGUGUUUGUCUGCGCUUUUUCCCGUCUUGAUGGGGACUGAUGAUGUCAAAGCAGAAUGUAUUCUUGCAAGAGACUGCUCUGACAUUUAUUCACGUGGAAACAAUCUCAGUGGUGUGUACACCAUCACCACAAUAGAUGGACCGCAGCAAGUCUACUGCGAGAUGGUCUCCGGCGGCAAAAAUGACCAAGGACACUGGACUGUGUUUCUCAGGCGAAUGGACGGCGAGGUGAAUUUCUUUAGGCCAUGGGAGAGUUAUAAAUGGGGUUUUGGUAAUAAAAAAGGCGAAUACUGGCUGGGUUUAGAGUUUCUUCACCAGCUGACCAGCAGGCAUCGGUAUAAACUCAGAGUAGAUUUGGAGGACUUUGAGGGGAAGAAGGCUUAUUCUGUGUAUGAGUCUUUCUCUGUGGACGGUGAGGCUGAUGGGUACAAACUGCAUGUGAGCGGCUAUGUAGAUGGAGGAGCAGGUCAAACUUUUGGUUAUCAUAACGGAAUGAAGUUCUCCACCUUUGACAAAGAUAAUUCAGGAUUAAAGUGUUCUAUAAAGUACUCUCAAGGAGGGUUUUGGUACAAAGAUUGUGAUUAUGCAAACCCUACUGGUCUGUAUUGGUGGGGGAAAGAUGAUGGCAGUUUGAAGAGUGGGCCCUUUUGGUACUACUGGAAGAGCAACAAUAAAUCUCUGAAGGCCGUCACCAUGAAGAUCACACGUGUGAAGUAGAGCAGGGCUUACAAACACUUCACUGCAGCUUAUGCGCACAUCCACAACUUUAUGCAGGCAUGUGGAUCUUUCUUAAAAUAUGCUCAAAAAUCAAAUCCAUUGUCCUUAAAUAAAAAUGUUUUGGAAUUGGGUUCAUGACUUUGGCAUGCUUUGUCUGCUAUGAUUUUGAAGCAAUAAAAGUUUAUG
This is a messenger RNA of Labeo rohita (rohu), 962 nucleotides long. RefSeq names its product microfibril-associated glycoprotein 4. Lineage: Eukaryota; Metazoa; Chordata; Actinopteri; Cypriniformes; Cyprinidae. The record is from RefSeq and is a predicted model, not a curated record. The transcript has 5 exons. Gene Ontology annotation, biological process: elastic fiber assembly. The coding region runs from base 36 to 776 and encodes 246 amino acids.